GAACGUAGAUCUCCGUCCGUCCGUCUCUCUCUCUCUCUACAGCCAGGGCUGGCAGGAAGACGACAGAAGAGAGAGAGAGAGAAGAUCGGCGGCGAUGGUGCGGCUGUGGCGGGCGGCGCUGCCUCUGCUCCUCAUCCUCUGCCUCCUCCAGUACUCGCCCCUCGUCUUCGCCCAAGAAGGUCAAGAAAAUGACCCAUCUACUUUGUUCACACGAGCCUCUGAGAUGAUGAACCUGAGGAAGUAUGAUGGAGCACUUGGCCUACUAAAUGCCGUGUUGGAAGUUGACCCAAAUCAUUCUGAAGCUUACAGGCAGCGUGCAUCCGUCCUUCGUCAUAAAUGCAGAUACAAGGAAGCUGAGAGCGACUAUAACAAAUACCUGGAGCUAAAGCCUGGGGCUGUGGCAGUGGAAAAGGAAUUAUCUCAGCUGCUACAGGCUCAAAAUUCAUUACAGUCUGCUUUUGGCCAGUUUGAUUCUGGAGACUUUUCGAAGGUCCUGGAAUACAUCAACAAAAUUGUGCUUGUCUUUUCUCCAGGUUGCUUAAAGGCAAAGCUUCUAAAGGCCAAAGCAUUGCUAGCAUUGAAAGACUACUCAAGUGUUAUUUCAGAGACAGGAUUUAUUCUAAAGGAAGAUGAAGACAACUUGGAUGCACUGUUACUUCGUGGUCGAGCGUACUAUUACCUUGCUGAUCAUGAUGUGGCUUCCAGGCACUACCAGAAAGGGCUUCGUCUUGAUCCAGAACAUUCAGAUUUGAAGAAAGCAUAUUUUGGGUUGAAAAAUCUUUUGAAGAAGACUAAGAUCGCCGAUGAUAAUGCUGCCAAGGGUAAGCUACGUGUGGCUGCUGAGGACUACAAGGCAGCUCUUGCAAUGGAUCCAGACCAUAUUGCUUAUAAUGUACAUCUUUAUUUUGGGUUAUGUAAGACUCUGGUUAAACUUGGGAGAGGCAAGGAGGCUAUCAACAGUUGUACAGAAGCGCUCAACAUAAAUGAGGAACUUGUUGAUGCACUGACACAGAGAGGUGAAGCCAAACUUCUCUCAGAAGAUUGGGAAGGAGCGGUUCAGGAUCUAAAAGAGGCUGCUCAGAAAUCUCCGCAGGACAUGGGCAUCCGUGAAGCACUUAUGAGAGCUGAAAAGCAGCUUAAGUUGAGCAAAAGAAAAGACUGGUACAAAACCCUUGGUGUUUCAAAGACAGCAUCAGCUGCAGAGAUAAAACGUGCCUACAAAAAGCUGGCGUUGCAGUGGCAUCCAGAUAAAAAUGUGGAUAACCGGGAGGAAGCAGAAAACAUGUUUCGAGAAAUUGCUGCUGCUUAUGAGGUGCUUGGUGAUGAAGACAAACGUGUAAGGUAUGACCGUGGAGAGGAUCUCGACGAGAUGAAUAUGGGAGGAGGUGGAGGUGGCUUCAAUCCUUUUGGAGGCGGCGGUCAGCAAUACACGUUCCAUUUCGAUGGCGGGUUCCCUGGAGGCGGUUUUCCUGGAGGCUUCCAGUUCAACUUUUGAUUAAGUGGACACGUUACAAUGAUAUAUUUUUGUCAUUGUGGACUUGCAUUAGGAAUUCUGUGAGUUUAACUGCAGGUGUUAAUUAUUUAUAGGCAAGGUGAGAUUAGCGUACAAGUUUUUGAGGGCAGCUACAAAUGUUCCCUCCGCGCUGGCUUUCUUCUACCCUGGACUUUCUGAUACAUCAGUUGAAUACAAGAAUCGAAAUAAAGUAUUCUAUUAGUUUGCUUGAA
This is a messenger RNA of Phragmites australis (common reed), 1725 nucleotides long. RefSeq names its product dnaJ protein P58IPK homolog B. The transcript has 9 exons. Gene Ontology annotation, molecular function: protein binding. Bases 95 to 1495 code for a protein of 466 amino acids. Lineage: Eukaryota; Viridiplantae; Streptophyta; Magnoliopsida; Poales; Poaceae. Gene Ontology annotation, cellular component: endoplasmic reticulum lumen. The record is from RefSeq and is a predicted model, not a curated record.